Merops nubicus (carmine bee-eater) is the source of this 762-nucleotide messenger RNA. RefSeq names its product ras-related protein Rab-11B-like. The record is from RefSeq and is a predicted model, not a curated record. Gene Ontology annotation, molecular function: GTP binding; GTPase activity. Gene Ontology annotation, cellular component: recycling endosome. The transcript is spliced from 5 exons. The annotation marks the transcript as partial. Gene Ontology annotation, biological process: regulated exocytosis; constitutive secretory pathway. Lineage: Eukaryota; Metazoa; Chordata; Aves; Coraciiformes; Meropidae.
AUGAGACCUGGGAAGCAGAGUGAUGAUGAUGAUGAUGAUCCAGGUGUGAAUGUUCUGCUGUUGCAGACAGGUGAUGUGGUGAACAGUGACCCACAGGCCAGCCCCGGGGUGCUGGAGGAGAGAGAAAAUCAGGAAAGACUGAAGGAGCGAUUCAGGAUGGGCAGCAGCCGGGCAGCACCACCGUGUCCUGCAAGCACCAGGAAUUCACUGCACAAACCAUCUUGUCUUUCAGUUGUGCUGAUCGGAGACUCUGGAGUCGGGAAGAGUAACCUCCUGUCACGUUUCACACGCAAUGAGUUCAACCUGGAGAGUAAGAGCACCAUCGGGGUGGAGUUUGCCACCAGGAGCAUCCAGGUGGACGGGAAGACGAUCAAGGCGCAGAUCUGGGACACGGCGGGGCAGGAGCGGUACCGGGCCAUCACCUCGGCGUACUACCGCGGCGCCGUCGGGGCUCUGCUCGUCUACGACAUUGCCAAGCACCUCACCUAUGAGAACGUGGAGCGCUGGCUGAAGGAGCUGAGGGACCACGCAGACAACAACAUCGUCAUCAUGCUGGUGGGCAACAAGAGCGACCUGCGCCACCUCAGAGCCGUGCCCACCGACGAGGCCCGGGCCUUCGCAGAAAAAAAUAACUUAUCUUUUAUUGAAACUUCUGCUCUGGAUUCAACAAAUGUAGAAGAAGCCUUCAAGAACAUCCUUACAGACCUGUUGGAAUGAGUCCAGAGGAGGCCAGAAAGGUGAUCCAGGAGCUGGAGCAUCUCU